AUUACAAUGACCCUGUUUGGAUAUUCAAUAAAUCACACACUUGGCUGUUUGACGGAUGUUCGGUCUCUAUAGAGCAACAAUUUUUCUAUGCAUAUUAUUUUUGUUCCAAACUUACUCACAACGUAUUCAGGUAAUAUAUGAGGGACAGAAUGUUGCAUUUUAUUGUAAUGCUACCGGUGGCUCCAAAAAUGAUUACAUACACUACCAAUGGGAGGUAAAUAAUCGUGAUCUAAUAGCCACUGAUGCCUACUUUCAUAUAAGAGGCAUCCAGAAAAGUGAUGAGGGUGAGUAUAAAUGCAUCGCUACUCAAUAUAUAAAUGGGACUCCUAUCGUCGCAACUGAAUCCACAUUUAUCAGUGUUCGCAAAGCUGAUUCCAUCAUAACUCAAGAUGUCGAAGAAGGAAUUUUGGUUCGAAUUUUAUGCAAUGUAAGUAGUGAUGAGAAACCUGAUGGUGCUGGUCCAUUUCGAUACGAAUGGCGUAAUCCAAAUGGUACAUUAGUUGGAACUCAAUGGAAAUUAGAAUUGGGCCACAUCAAAGUACAUGAAUCAGGCAUAUAUGUCUGCCGUGUUUCAUAUGAAUUUGACAAAAGACAAAUGUCCACCAGUUCAGCAACAAAAAUAAAUGUUAUUCCACGUGCCGGUGUAAUAUUUCCAGGAAUUCGUGGAAACGUAUUAGAAGUUUUAGAAACAGGUGAUAUUUUGCAAGAAUGUCAAGUGGUCAGUGCGAAGCCAUCUCAGUAUAACUUUCAAUGGUUUGGUCCAGAUGGUCGUUUAAUAUCUAAUUCCGCAUUUCUUCAAAGAGACUAUAUAACAAGACAACGAGAUGAAGGUAUUUACCGAUGUGUGGCUAGUCCAGUUGAAGAAGGAAGAUUACAAGUUGAGAAUAACCUAAUUGUAACAACAGCACCACUACGUUUCCAGAUCACAACAAUAGAGGAGGACUUGAAUAUUGGAGGUUUUACACAUCGCCGUAUAGUACCAGUUGAUCCAUCUAAACCAAAUCUUACUACUCGUGAAACUUUUAUAUACCAGUGGCUAGACACAGAAAUGAAUCCGAUUCUUGAUUCGAUGGGGCCAGAUUUACGUAUCAAGUUUCAAAGUCCUUCAGAUUUUGGACGGUAUUCAGUUCGUAUCACUGGAUUGAAUUCUGGCUAUCAGAGAGAUCUGAGUACUUAUAUUACUAUGGAUGGUCGAAAUGGUGAAGUAGAACCAACUUAUUCUGUUGUAAUUCGAGAAAUUUCUGGUCCUCUUUAUUUAAAUGCACGAUUAGAAUUGGAGUGUUCUCCAAGACCACCAAAUUCAGCUGCUAGAAUUAAUUGGCUUGGUCCAGAUGGAAUGGUGGUUUCUGAUUCUAGUAAUAUAGUAUUUGAACGUUUCCAACCUCAUCAUCAAGGUAGAUACACAUGCCAAAUCUUACUACCGAAUCAAAUUAUUUUACGUCAAAGUGUAGAAUUGGUUGUUUCCGGGACAUCGACAGAAAUUCCAGAACCUGAUAGACUCUAUACAAUUCGAAUUAUUCAAUCACCUACGUAUUUCAGAUAUAAUGAUGCUGUACACCUACAAUGCAUUGUUUCUCCUACACCCCCAUUAGUAUCAUAUGAGUGGUUUAAAGAUGGCGUGCUUAUUGGACGACAAGCAGAUAUCCAUAUACAGAGAUUUAGCCCAGAUGAUGUUGGUCGGUAUCAGUGUGUUGCCCGAUUUGACAGUAUGGUGCUUACCUUUAACAGUACAAUAUCUAUUGACGAUGGUACAGGAGUGGAUUUAAUAAUGCGACCUAAUAUCAUAUAUAUCCCAGCAUUUCAUCCAUUUGAAAUUGAAUGUUUAUCUAUACGUACCGGUUUAUCACCUAUUGCCAUAUUUGGUAAUGGUGCACCUAUUGAAUCAGAUAAUCGAUUUACAAUUAUAAAACCAAAUGAACAACGAUUAAUUAUAAAAGCUACAGAUGGUUUAUCAAGUGUUUAUAAUGGUUUACGUAUUCGUUGUAUGUUACCAGGACUCAAUUAUAAAGAAGUUACAUUAUACAUAAUGGAUAUUUGUACUGCUAGUCAAUCACAAUGUAGAACUCGACAAUGUAUUCAAACCUCUUCAAUAUGUGAUGGUAAAGCUGACUGUCUUGAUAAGUCAGAUGAGGGUAGCAGUUUUUGCAAUGCUGGACUUACUGUGAUUCCAACUCGUAUUGUAGUUAAACCAUCAGAACCUUUUUCACUUAAAUGUCAAACUAUUUUACCAGGGACCAGAAUGCCACAUGCACGUUUCGUACAUAGUGGUCAAGAUGUGGAGUCCGAUCCUCGAUUUAUCAUUGAGAGAUCUCCAGGUAUUUUGCUUAUUAAGGCACCAUAUGGACUCUCAGUAGAAGCCAAUGAUACAAGAAUUGAAUGUUACUUUCCCGAUGAAAGCCCUAGAACUGCAAUAAUCAAUGUAGUUACAGAUCGAUGUGGAUUAGGAUACUUCAUGUGUUAUGACGGAAAUUGUAUACAACAAUCUCAGAGAUGUGACGGGCAAACUCAAUGUCCCGAUGGAUCUGAUGAAAUUAAUUGUGUUUGCCAACCACCUAGCAUUCUUUGUUCUUCGGGUGAGUGUAUUACUCCUGAAAUGCGAUGUGACGGUACACAACAUUGUCGAGACGGCACAGAUGAAAUUGGUUGCCCUCCUCGUUGUCGUCCUGGUCAAUAUCAGUGUUCUUCUGGUGAAUGCAUUGAACAACAAAUGAGGUGUGAUGGUCGACAAGAUUGUCGGGACGCUUCAGAUGAGACUGGUUGCCCUCCUCGUUGUCGUCCUGGUCAAUAUCAGUGUUCUUCUGGUGAAUGCAUUGAACAACAAAUGAGGUGUGAUGGUCGACAAGAUUGUCGGGACGCUUCAGAUGAGACUGGUUGCCCUCCUCGUUGUCGUCCUGGUCAAUAUCAGUGUUCUUCUGGUGAAUGCAUUGAACAACAAAUGAGGUGUGAUGGUCGACAAGAUUGUCGGGACGCUUCAGAUGAGACUGGUUGCCCUCCUCGUUGUCGUCCUGGUCAAUAUCAGUGUUCUUCUGGUGAAUGCAUUGAACAACAAAUGAGGUGUGAUGGUCGACAAGAUUGUCGGGACGCUUCAGAUGAGACUGGUUGCCCUCCUCGUUGUCGUCCUGGUCAAUAUCAGUGUUCUUCUGGUGAAUGCAUUGAACAACAAAUGAGGUGUGAUGGUCGACAAGAUUGUCGGGACGCUUCAGAUGAGACUGGUUGCCGAGAACGAGUAAACGUUCGUGUAGUGCCAGAUAUCAUUCAUACACAGCCGUACGAAAAAUGGAAGUUUGAAUGCUCUGUGAUAGGUGCAGAUGUAGAACCAAUAGUUAAAUUCCAAGAUGGUAGACUUGUCGAAUCAGAUCCUAACUUUCGAGUUACUCGCAUUGAUCCCAACACUGUCAGCGUUGAAGCGAUUCAUGGCUUAACGGAAAAAAAGGAGCGUCUUAGCUUCAUAUGUACAUUCCCUGGUGGUCCAGAGGAGGAGAUAGAUGUCUAUGUUCGACGACGAUGUCCUCAUGGUGAAUUCAUGUGUAAAGAUGGAACAUGUCGUCCAGAAAGUGAUUUUUGUAACGGUCAAGUUAAUUGUCCUGAUGGUUCAGAUGAACGACCUCCAUAUUGUAAGGAAACUAUACAAGUGGAAGUUAAACCAAGCAUUAUUCAUGUUCAACCGUAUAGACGUUUUGAAUUUGAAUGUAUUUCUUAUGUUCCUGGGAUAAAACCAGAAGCUCGAUUACCUAGUGGUAUACUUGUAAGUCAAGAUCCACGUUUUAAUGUGGUAUAUCUUUCACCAAAUCAUCUUCAAGUAAAUGCAAUAUAUGGUUUAACAGAUAGAGAUCAUCCAUUCCAGAUUUAUUGUAUAUUUCCUGGAUUAGAAAAUAGAACUGCUGUAAUAGAAAUUGAAAGACCUUGUCCAAGUGGACAGUUUCAAUGUAUGGAUGGACGAUGUUUACCAUCUAAUGUAUUUUGUGAUGGUAAAUCGGAUUGUUCAGAUAGUUCAGAUGAAAAUGAACGAUACUGUGCUGUAAACAUCAGAGUGACACCAGGUUCGAUUCGUGUAGUCCCAUAUCAACGUUUCCAAUUCGAAUGUUCAACGUCAAUCCCAGGCGUAUCUCCUCAAGUAACGUUUGAUGAGCGUUCAGUAGAAAGAGAUAAUCGUUUUGUUGUUACUCGUCCAAGUCUUCAAACUAUAGUAGUGACAGCGCCAACUGGUUUAUCAGAAAUUGGUGCACACAAAUUUAAAUGUAUUGUAUCCGUAAAUAUUGUUAAAGAAGUUGAUGUAGAAAUCGUAAGUGAAUGUCCACCUGGGCAAUUAAAAUGUAGAUCUGGUGAAUGCUUGCCAAGAGCAGUAUUUUGUGAUGGGAAGUAUGAUUGUCCAGAUAGAUCAGAUGAAGAUCCAAGAUCAUGUGUUCCUACAAUUAUUAUUACUCCAACAACAAUCUUAACAAGACCACAUGAAUCUUUCCAAUUUGAAUGUAAAUCAGUUAUGCCAGGUGGUGAACCAAAAAUUACACUUGAAGGUUAUCCAAUUGAAAAUGAUCCCAGAUUUACAAUUGAACGUCCAAGCCGUGAACAUGUUAUUGUUCGAGCAGAAAAUGGUAUUGCUGAUCCUGGAAAAUAUUCUUUCACUUGUACCGUAGUAAGUACAGCUAGUAAGACAAUCGUGGUACAAGUUGAAUCAGUAUGUCCACCUGGUUAUUCUAAGUGUAAAGAUGGAAUGUGUAUCCCGGACAACCAGUUUUGUGAUGGAAUAAUUCAUUGUCGAGAUGGCUCUGAUGAAGAUAAGUUACGGUGCCCUGAAGUGGCUGUUGAUGUACGAGUUCACUUUACUCCUGGUGAACUACGAAUUCAGCCUGGUCGAGCAUUCCGUUUGGAAUGUGUGACGGACAAACCGGGCACAUCUCCAGUUUUACAGUUUCUUGAUGGGAGACCAAUAACAAGUGACCCAAGAUUUGUGGUUUCUAGGCCAUCAACUGAACGUGCCAUCAUAGACGUUCCUGGAGGCCUUGAUGCUAGAGACAGACAGAUCAUAAUCGAAUGUGUAUCUCCCAGUGGUGAAAGAAAAACAUCAACCAUCUUCAUCGAACUAGGUUGUCAACCAGGACAAAGACGAUGUCCAAGUGGGCAGUGUAUAUUUGUUGGUCAAUUCUGUGAUGGAAAACCUGACUGCGAUGAUGGAUUUGAUGAGAAACCUGAAAACUGUGAGUAUUGUGAUCCAAUAACAAAACCAUGCGAAGUUGUAAAUGGUAAACCACCGAAGGAAAAAACCUAUGAACUACAUUGGAGGUGUGAUGGCGAAGAUGAUUGUGGAAAUCGGUUUGAUGAACAAAAUUGUCUAAAUGACACUCGUGUACCAGAUAAAGAGUGUGGCGCUACUCAUUUCAGAUGUGGUACUGAACCAUAUCAGUAUAUACCGUUUGCAUACUGGUGCGAUGGAGGUCGUGAUUGUCGAGGUGGUGAAGAUGAAGCUGAUUGUUCCCCACCUACCAUAAUUCAAACUCAACGUCAAGAAACUCAUAGAGUUCGUCCUGGUGGUAGACUGAUUUUAGAAUGUGAAGCAUCCGGUGUCCCACCACCUAUGAUUAUUUGGCGUUUCAAUUGGAGAUGCCUUCGUGAUGAAACACGAAUGAGGACCCAAGCUGUGCCAAGUUCGCUUGGAUGUAAGGGUUCAAAAAGUCGUCUAACAAUCGAAAACUUCAGGGAAGGUGACGAUGGGAUUUAUAAUUGUGAAGCACUGACAUCGAAAGAAAGAGCUAUGUCACAGGAUAUAUUUGUUUUUCUAUCUCCUUAGUUAUGUUUUCAUUUUCACAUGUUAUUAUGAAAUAUCAAGUUGAAUGAAUAGUUAUAUUAUCGUUUUAUCAUAUAUUUUUAAUUUAAUUCUUUGUGUCAAAAUAGCAAUGUUCUGAAUUUCACAAUAGUAUAUCUUUCAAUCAUCUUACAAACAAUGUAUUAAUUUUGCCGUUCGAAAUUCUAAUUCCCAAGUUAUACAUUAUUCUGUUAUAUCAAAUUUCUAAAUAUAAUGCUUAUUUG
This is a messenger RNA of Schistosoma margrebowiei, 6024 nucleotides long. Lineage: Eukaryota; Metazoa; Platyhelminthes; Trematoda; Strigeidida; Schistosomatidae. The record is from the annotation of a GenBank genome assembly.